This is a messenger RNA of Salarias fasciatus (jewelled blenny), 1901 nucleotides long. RefSeq names its product regulator of G-protein signaling 6-like. The transcript has 17 exons. The record is from RefSeq and is a predicted model, not a curated record. Gene Ontology annotation, molecular function: GTPase activator activity. Bases 111 to 1592 code for a protein of 493 amino acids. Gene Ontology annotation, cellular component: cytoplasm; neuron projection. Gene Ontology annotation, biological process: regulation of G protein-coupled receptor signaling pathway; intracellular signal transduction; positive regulation of GTPase activity. Lineage: Eukaryota; Metazoa; Chordata; Actinopteri; Blenniiformes; Blenniidae.
AAUCCACCAUGAAGCCUCCUGCUGCUUGUUGCUAAGGGGGGGGGCAGCCGACCAGGGGGGAGCGGAGUGGACCAGACGUUACUUUGGCUUUUCUACAGGACUCUGAGAAAAUGGCGGAGGGGUCCAAAGACCAGGGGGGUUCGGGCGCCACCGAUCCAGAGGAAGACUCCCCCAAUAUGAUCGUCUACAGAAAGAUCGAAGACAUCGUUACUCGAAUACAGGACGAGAAAGCAGGAGGCGUACCUGUGCGCACCGUCAAGAGCUUCCUCUCCAAGAUCCCCAGUGUGGUGUCAGGGGCGGACAUCGUCCAGUGGCUGAUGAAGAACCUCUCCGUAGAGGACCCAGCCGAAGCCAUCCACCUGGGCAGCUUGAUCGCCGCCCACGGCUACAUCUUCCCCAUCUCCGACCACGUCCUGACCCUGAAGGACGACGGGACGCUGUACCGCUUCCAGUCUCCGUACUUCUGGCCUUCAAACUGCUGGGAACCCGAGAACACAGAUUACGCCAUUUACCUGUGCAAGCGCACCAUGCAGAACAAAGCCCGGCUGGAGCUGGCAGACUACGAGGCCGAGAACCUGGCGCGGCUGCAGAGGGCCUUCGCCAGGAAGUGGGAAUUCAUCUUCAUGCAGGCUGAAGCUCAAGUCAAAAUUGACAGAAAGAAGGACAAGGCAGAGAGGAAGAUCCUUGACAGCCAGGAGAGGGCAUUCUGGGACGUCCACAGGCCCGUGCCAGGCUGCGUCAACACCACCGAGAUGGACAUCCGCAAGUGCCGGAGAGAGAGGAACCCACACCGGGUCAAGAAGUCAGUGUACGGAGUCCCGGACGACGGGCAGAGCCAGCCCAGCCCGGUCCACAUCAGCUCCCAGCCCACCAGGAAGCCCACCAAAGAGGACGUUCAGAAGGAGAUCACCUUCCUGAACAUCCAGCUGGACAGACACUGCAUGAAGGUUUCCAAAGUGGCCGACAGCCUGAUGUGCUACACGGAGCAGUUCAUGGAGUACGACCCCUUCGUGGCGCCCACCGAGCCCUCCAACCCCUGGAUCAGUGACGACACCUCCUUCUGGGACCAGGAGGCCAGUCGAGACCCGAGUCAGCAGCGCGUGAAGAAGUGGGGCUUCUCCCUGGAGGAGGCCCUGAAGGACCCCGUCGGGCGAGACCAGUUCCUCAAGUUUCUGGAGUCAGAGUUCAGCUCAGAAAACUUACGGUUCUGGCUGGCCGUGCAGGAUCUGAAGCGUCGGCCGCUCCAGGACGUCUCCUCCAGGGCGCAGGAGAUCUGGCAGGAGUUCCUGGCUGAGGGGGCGCCCAGCUCCAUCAACCUGGACUCGCACAGCUACGAGCGCACCAGCCAGAACCUGAAAGACCCCGGACGAUACAGCUACGAGGACGCUCAGGAGCACAUAUUCAAGCUAAUGAAAAGUGACAGCUAUGCACGCUUUUUGCGAUCCAACAUCUACCAGGACCUCCUGUUAGCCAGAAAGAAGCAGCCAGCAGACACUGAGCAGGGCCGCCGCACCUCCCUGGAGAAGUUCACGCGCAGCGUGGGCAAGUCGCUGACGGGGAAGCGCCUGACAGGCCUGAUGCAGUCGUCCUGACAGAGCCCCCGCCGGGGGGAGCCGGGCUGGACGGGGCUCUCAGACACUGCUGCCAUAUUGGUAGUGCAGCCCUGAACCCCCCCCCCCCCACCCCCCCUCCUCCUCCUCCCGCUGACGGAGGGACGGUGCCGACGUGAGGACCCUCGGUCAACGCUUCACCCGGCAUGCAGCUCAUCCAGCGUCUCCCGGACGGCUCCGUUUAUGGUGUUUCCAUCCUGUUUUAUAGCUAUAAAUAUAUAUAUAUAUAUGUGUGUCCCUUGGAAUUGAACAUGUCUGGUAUUGCAACAUUAUUGGAAAAAAAUGAAAACU